This is a messenger RNA of Metopolophium dirhodum (rose-grain aphid), 2556 nucleotides long. Its product is annotated as GATA zinc finger domain-containing protein 14-like. NCBI's taxonomy places the organism in Eukaryota, Metazoa, Arthropoda, Insecta, Hemiptera, Aphididae. Gene Ontology annotation, molecular function: RNA binding. The record is from RefSeq and is a predicted model, not a curated record. The transcript is spliced from 5 exons. Bases 901 to 2340 code for a protein of 479 amino acids.
UCAGUGCCGUAUCCAGGGGGUGGGCUUUUGGGCUUAAGCCCCCCCCGAAAUCUCAGGAAAAAUAUUUUUUUAGUAAUGCGUUAUGCGUAAUGGGUUCAUAUCACAGAACAAUAUCAUAUUAUCGUUCAUGUCAUAGUAAUAAUGUUGACGACCUUUUAGUAUAUUAUGGUUGUGGUGACGCGGUAGUCUUAUCACCACGUCUUACUCACUCCGCUCGCGUUACCGCGCUAUACGCGCCCCAUGAUAAUAUAUUGAUAACAAUAAUCUUAUUCGUGAUAUCACAAAUUGUUUUAUAAUAUAAUCUGUGGUGAUACGUGGUGAUACCAUCAUAAAAUAAUGCAAUACUCCAAUAUACCUACUAUCAUUAAUUAUCAACAUCAAUUUGUGGCUUUUUGCUUUUUAGUUUUUACUUUAUAUUAUAUUUAGUGAAGUGUGUCAGUUUUAUUAGUUUAUAAAAUGAAUGAAAACGAAAAUGAACCUAAGAGAAAAAAAACCAAAACAUUGUAUUCAUACUUUAGUUCAAAUGUAACUACUUCUGCAAAUAUUUGCAUCAAUGAACAGAUUACAGCUUCUUUUCAAUUUUGAACGACACGUAGAAACUAGAAGCCAGACAUAUGUCCAGAUGGUGCAGCCUAAAGCUGUAUGUCGUAUGACGUUGCCAAAGACAAACAUAUUAAUUAUUUAUUAGUACAACUGAUAGGUACCUGAUAAGGUUUAUUAUGUCAUUUAGAUGUUUUAUAAACUAAAAUAAAUAACAUCUAUUUUCUAUUGACUCAUCGAUCAUUCAAGUCCCUUCACCAGUUAUUGUGGAAUCUGGAUUCGUGUAUUAUCAAUUGAUUACUAUUUGAAUAGUCGUAACUCUGUUUUUAAUUGUGUGUAAGACAUUAAUUUUGUCUUGUGAUGGAUUCCGGAGAUGAGUUUACAAAUGACGACGAAAUCGAAAAAAGGGUUAGAACUCUUUGGGUGGGUAAUCUUCAUCCGAAAGUGUCCAGCCGAGAUAUAGCUGAACUGUUUUAUCAGGUGGGGCCAAUUGAAUAUGUAGAUUUUGCGUUUGACGGACAUGAAAUACGUGAAAACUUUGCUUUGGUUGUAUUCAAAUAUUCAAGUUCUGUGGAAGAUAGUAUAAAAUUGUUUCAAGGUACAGAGCUAUAUGAGCUGCCGAUAAUAACAAAAAAUUACUCUAAACACUUUGAAGAUCCAGUUUUUAACGAUCAACUUGACUAUUUCAAACAACUGAUUAAAGUAGAACGAAAUUGUCAACCAAACAAUAGUCCUACUGAAAGUAAAUGGAUUGAUCAAAGUUUAGAUGAGAAAAAUAUAAUUCCAGAUACUCUGCCUGAACCUCCUACGCAUGAAUUAUAUAAAAAUCAAGAUAAUUAUGAUCGUAGAUCAGAUAAUGUGACUAGAUGUAGAUCUAAGGAUAAUUCGACUAAAUAUAGACAUAAUGCCCCUCAUACCAAACAUCAUAACUCAGCAAACAGCGGAGAACAUUAUCCAACCGAUAAAUCUAACCAUAGUCAUAAACAUUAUAAAAAGUCUGAACACAACAGCAGCUCUGGUUCAAUGGAAGUGUUUAAUUAUGAUUGGGAUUCGCAUCAUAAUCAAAAUACUGAUCGUAAACACCAUGAUAAUGUUAAGACAUCAUUUAAUCGGAAAGAAAGAACAUACCAUAAUCAGGAACCUUCGUUUGCACAUGAAAAAAAUGGUGCUAAAGAUAAUAUGCUAGUACGUGAUCUAAGAGAUACUAUGUUAAGAAAACGUAGUCGCUUAGAUUCUAAUUUUCAUAUUGAUACAAAUGCUAAUGCUGGUUGUACGUCACUAUUAGAUCUCAGGGAUACUAUGUAUGGUCAUAAAAGCAGUAGAUAUGAAGAUCUAGGACAACAAUAUUAUGAAUCAGAUUCUAAUAACCGGUGGUUAGAACAAAAUCAGAACACAUAUGGCAGUAGUAGUUUCUCAAACAGAGAACCUCGUAAAAAUAACUUCAACUCUAAGCGUUACAGUGAAUCAAAUACUAAACAUCAAAAUCAUUAUGCUGAUCAAAGUUAUAACCAAGAUAAAUCAUAUAAUGAUUUUCAAGAUUAUGACAGUGAAUUUCCAAAUAAUUAUAAUGACGGUUACAGACGAGAGAAAAAUAGGCCCAUGAAUCAUAAGUACAAUAAUCCUCAGAAUAUGGAAUCCAGCAGUCGUCAGCACAAUUCAUAUCAUCCCUACAAACGUAACAAUGAAGGUCAAGAUAGAAAAGAUAACAGAAAUUUGUAUGAUGAACAAAGUGGUCAAAAUCGUGGUAGAAGUUAUAAUAGAGGGGGUUCUGACCGAUCAAGGCAUAGUUAUUAUUCAUAAAAUUGAUAAUUAAUUAAUGCUGUUUUAAAAAUAAACUCAUUAUUGUAAAAUCUUAAAAAUAAUUAUUUGAUAAGUACAGUUUUUUUUUAAUUGAAACUACAUUUAAAUAUUUUGAUAUUUAUUAAUAUAAUCUAUUAGUGCAUAAAUAUAUUUGUUAGAAAAAGAUCUCUGUACAGAUUUAUGAUUUCCGUUCAAAUAUAUGCAUUUUAAACAUUA